AUGCGGUAUCCGGGGCGUCUUAGGGACGACCGCAAAAGUCUGGCUCUUGCUCUCGAAACAAGAUCGGAAGAAACGCAAAUAAUUUCUCACGCCACGCUAGACAUGAGCCUUGAUAACGGCGCGAUCCUCCAGACGUUACGUAUGCCCGACAACAAAUAUCCCUUAGAAUACGAUGCGCUUAGCUCGUCGCUGCGCACUUGGUCCCAACGACUGGUCCACUUUAGCGUCCGAGGCGUUGUCGACGAAUCACUAUUCUGGCCCCACGCGCAGGACAACGCAGCCGUAGCUUCUCUAGAGUGGCGGACCGACGAAGACGAGGACCAUCGUGUCCGUAACGUGCCCAACGAGGACGCCAUUCAGCCCUUGCUCGAGGCCUGGGCAAAGGCAUUGGCGCGCAUGCCCCUGCUACGGCGGGCCAAGGUCGGCUUCGAGGUGGAAAUUCCCAACAGCGAGACGUAG
Molecule: messenger RNA, 459 nt
Organism: Truncatella angustata
Lineage: Eukaryota; Fungi; Ascomycota; Sordariomycetes; Amphisphaeriales; Sporocadaceae
Exons: 2
Coding region: 1-459 (152 amino acids)
Source: RefSeq, a predicted model, not a curated record